AUGGGUUAAUUAGCUAUUACAAUUUAAAAUAAAUGCUGCUGUAAUAACUCUGAAUCAAAAGGAGGAUACUUGCAAUUUGACCAGGAUUUUCAACAAAUUUAGAUAGAUUAAGAAUUUUUCAAUUAGUAGCAAUGGUAUAUUAAAGAAGACAAUAAACUUCUUUUUAAUCCUGAUAAAUUUAUAUUUCUCUAUACCGGUUAUAAAAAAGAUCAUGAUGACAUGAGUAAGCAUUGGGAAAAAUUAGAUUUAAGAUAAACAAUUAAGCAUGGCAUAUUUUAAAGAGAAAAUAAUUAUGAAGUACUUGCCUUAAAAUGGAAAUACCUCAUAAGAAAAGGAGUUCCAAUGAAUUUGAUGAGGACAAUUAUAUUAGAUAUUUAUAAGCGCACCUUUACUGAUAAUCUUUAAGAAUAUACGAUAGCUCUUAAUAUCAUAUUUAAAGAUAAUAUACCAUCUUAGAUAAAAACUGCACCUCUAUUAAUGGAUGAUGAUCGCCCUAUAGAAGAGGUUGUUAAGUUUAGUAUUCUGAAUGAAAAAGGAUACGAAGCACUUAAAAGAAUAUUAUGGGUUUUAAAAGAAAUGUAUCAUUAAAUCGAUUACAAUCCUAUGGUUGUUUAAAUAGCAGCUUUACUUUUGGUAUUUUUGAAAGAAGAGGAAGCGUAUGCUGUUUUAAAGUUAAUGAUAGAAGAUUCCACUAAAUUAUUGAGCGAAUCAAAAUAAAAUUCAUCUGCAGAGGAAGAAAGGUCUCUUAGAUGGCACUUUUUAAUGAAAAAAGCUGAUUUUACAAGAUUUGCAAAGUCAUUCUUUGAUACAGUCUCAUCUAAAAGCAAAACAUUUAAAUAAAUACUUUAGCAUUUUAAAGAUAUAGGCUUUGAUUAUUUAGAUCUAUUCAAAGAUAUUACAAAUAGUAUAUUCUCUGGAUAUCUUAAUUUCAGCACUGUAAUUAAGAUUUUUAUAAUAUACAUGAAUGAAGGAAUCAAAGUCUAUUUUAGAUUUAUGUAUGCUCUUUGCAGAGUUAUUUAUAAGGAUAUUUUAAAGGUCAGAGAUAUUUCUACAAUGAAAAGUCUAAUCAGAAAGAUGGGAUUAAAUAUGAAACCAAAAUAAAUUAAAGAAAUGAUAAAUAAAGCUUUUAGUUUGAGAUUGGUAAAAGUUAAUUAAACACUGUAGCGUUAUAGCAUACGUAAAAGUGAUGAAGUGGAAAUGGCAACAAAAAAAAUAUACUUUAUUCCUCAUUUAGAUCAAGAAUCGAAUAUAAUUAACUAAGAACAACUUGAAACAAUAUGGGGCUGGCUGCCUUAGAUUUUAAAAUUAUCAGAUGGUGUUUAGAUAUGGUGUUCUAAUUAAGAUGGUUAUUCAUUAGCAAAUUUAUAUAAAAGGUGUGAAUAAUAUCAGGGAAAACAAAUGUUAUUAUUGGUUAAAGCUUGCAACAAUUCAGUUUUUGGAGCUUAUUGCGAUCAAAUUUUAAAACCUUAAAAUAAUUAUUUUGGUUCAUUUGAGUCUUUUGUUUUCUAACUUGAGCCUGAAGCAGUCAAAUUUGAAACUUAAGAAGAUCAGACUAAUCACCUCUUCUGCUGCUUAGAUUACUUUUCAUUCGGUGCAGACAAUGCUGCUCUUUAAAUUGAUAGUAGUUUAAGUAGAGGAUCUACAGAUGUUUCUAAAACAUAUAAAAACCCUGUAUUAACAGGUGAUGUAAAUAAAAAACAUUUCUCAUGCAUAGAAUUUGAAGUUUAUACUUUUGAAUGA
This is a messenger RNA of Tetrahymena thermophila SB210, 1740 nucleotides long. Its product is annotated as rab-GTPase-TBC domain protein. The transcript has 10 exons. NCBI's taxonomy places the organism in Eukaryota, Ciliophora, Oligohymenophorea, Hymenostomatida, Tetrahymenidae. The record is from RefSeq and is a predicted model, not a curated record.